Trichomonas vaginalis G3 is the source of this 3261-nucleotide messenger RNA. Its product is annotated as WD40 repeat-like family. The record is from RefSeq and is a predicted model, not a curated record. The transcript has a single exon. NCBI's taxonomy places the organism in Eukaryota, Parabasalia, Trichomonadida, Trichomonadidae. Bases 1 to 3261 code for a protein of 1086 amino acids. Gene Ontology annotation, molecular function: protein binding.
AUGAAUCCUCGAGAAAGGAUCAAUCCGUGUCCUCUCGCGGUAGGUUUUCAUUGUUGGGAAGAUCAGUCAACACCUAUGCUUGACUUUACAUGCUUUUAUUCUGUUCCUUGGAAUCGUCCUCCAAUUCCAAACUCAAAAUUAUGGUCGGAUGACUUUGUUACUUCAAUUUUAUUUGCAGGAACAAAGACAGGAACGAUAGUUGCUUAUAAAAUUCUUUCUAAUAACGGAGAAAUCAUUGAUGCUUUUCCAAUUUGUUUUUUAUUUGGUCACAAAUCACCAAUAACAUGCAUCACACGCUGUUCACCUUUCAUAUAUACAGAUUGUGUUGCAUAUUUAUCAAAAGAUGGCACUCUUUCCAUAAUUUCAGUCGAAGAUUUGACAAUUGUUGUAAAUAGACCAUCGCUUUUCUCAGAAAACUCAAACUAUUUAGCUAACCAUGAAUACAAACAAGAAAUUAUGAUCGCAUCUCAAAUCUACGGAACAAUUGAAAUUGCCAACGUAAUUGAUGGCUCAAUUAUCAUGACAAUCAGCGGAUUCCAAUCGAUUAUAUCCUCAAUAACACAUCACGGCUCAAUGCACGCGAUUUCUACCUAUGAUGGAACAGUAGAUGUUCUAAGUAUCUCAGAGAACGAUGCAGGCUUCAAUUUUUCGACACAUUACGAAUCAGAAUCGUCAUUCAUUACUCAAAGUCCAUCUCCUGACCUCACUUUUCUUCUUACUCUUACAGAUAAUUUUUGGGAAAUUAUUGAGUCCGGAAGACAGCCAUUUCGGUCUCCACCACCACAGAAAGGCAACUCCUACUCACAGUGCGGCUGGAUAAGCACCACGAAGUUCUUUAUUCGCAGUUUUACAGGAAAAGUCCAAAUUUUCGAAAUUUUUCCUUCAAAAGAGACUUCUUAUGUCUUUGAUUGCCUGCAAUGCCGUAAGGAAUAUCUAUUCAUCAAGCACUCCAACCAAACAACGAGAAUUGAGCCAUUUGUCAUCAAAUCAUCAGUUAAUUCCGAAAAUUUACCAAAAAUUGAGCCGAAACUCAUUUUAGAUCUGAGUUUUUCACUGAAACACUACUCAGAACCAAUCUCCGCUUCAUGCGAAGGCUUCGUUAUCUAUUCCCCUGGAAAAAGUAUCAUACAAAUCUAUUCCAACACUAAUUCUUUCAUUUGUGAUUUGUCAAAUUACUUUUCCGGGCGUUACAGAGCGAGAUGUGGCAUAAUGAGACCAAUUUCUCAUGAAGCAAGAAUAGAUUCCGAUGGAAACGUGUUUCUUGACAAUUUUGACACGCCGAUAGGAAUUCACAAAGGCUCCUUUUUACUUUAUUCACCUCCUUUACCCACGCAAACAUUUCUUUCAUUUUCCAAUGACGGGAGUAUCUGCAUUUGGGGCAAAACUCCUCAAAAAGUCAACGGAAUGACAGAAGCCGUGAAAAAAGUGAAUUACGUUGUAGAAAGGAGAUGGAUAAUUUGUAUUGCCACUUUUUCUUUUAUCGUCAUUGAUUGUUUUGAUUGGUUCAGUGUUUGUUUAUGCGAUGGCCAUGAAUCUCCUAUCGUUGAUGUUACUUUUGUUGAUGGAGUCUUUCAUGCGAGAACGGAAUCAUCAGAUUUAUAUGUUUGGUCAUGCGAUUCCGAAUUGAUUGGCAAAGACAGAGUUUUACUUGGCCACGAAACAAGUAGAACAUAUUUACCAAAUUCUGUUUCUUUGUCAAAAUCAAUUUCUUCUCAAAUUAUGGCUUUGGAAUCAGCACAUUCUUUUUCUGAUGUCGUUAGUAUUAAUAUGCCUAAUUGUCAGACAUUUGUUGUUGUUUUGAAUAUCAGUGAUUUCGUAACUGCUUUUGAAAAAUUUGAUAAUUUGGAUGUUUUGAAUGAUCCAACUUUUCUUCCUUUGAAAUUGUUGUGGACGAAACAUGUUGAAGAAGAUCUUUUCGGGAAAAUCCCGAUUUUGGGAGGUUUCGGUUUCUGCCAAGGAGGAGAUAAUAACACUGUAACUCUUCCUAUAAGUUUUUCUAGUCAUAAAAGAACAAAAAUACAAGCAGAAAAAACAAAAACAAAUUCUUCUUCAACAAUACAAAAUCCAAAAUUACAAAGAAUACAAACUUUAAGGAAUAUGUCCGCAAUUAAGAAUUCUUCUGAUAAAUUCGAACUCCAUAAGAGUAUUAACUUCAAUACUUCUUCUUUGUUGUCUGCUAUUCAUUGCGUCGCAGCUUCUGCAACUGCUCAAUGUUUCGUCUCUUCAAAACAAGGUGAAUUGUCACUUUUAUCGGCAAAAUGUCAAAUUAAAACUGCCAUGACGAUAAAAGAAAGUGUUCCUCCAAUGAUGGAUGCAUUAGCAACGUGGUUACUUUCUCCUUCUCCUGAUUUGAGGUUUAUUAUUUAUAAUGUUUUGUUGGAUUAUUUCGCAACUUUUUCUAUGGAAGAAGUUAUAGAAACUGUUGAUUAUAUUAUGAAGAAAUUCCCGAAUUGGAAUAUCAGAAUGCCUUUUAUAUUCGUGAUGUGUAAAUACAUCAAGGAAAUUCCUCAAAAAGUUAUAAAAGAAGCAGCAGAAAAUAUCUUUCCUAUUGUUACGAAAAGAGUUGAUUAUUUGAAGAAUUUGGCAAAUUGUUUUAAUCAUUUCAUUUCUUAUUUGAAGUUGGAAGAUUUCUUUAAGACAUUGAUUAGUAAUUUAGGAGAUUCAACGGAAAUUAUUUCAUUUGCUUUGAAUUCUCCGUUGGAAUUUAUUAAUGCUGUUAAACAAAAGAAUUCGGAACACUUAGUUGAAAUGUUCUUGGAAAGAUGGUUGAAACCAGAUCCAAAGAUUAUUUUGCAGUUAGUUACGAGAUUUUCUUCUGGAGAAACUAAUAAUUGUCACCAGAAAUUGUUUGAAAGAUUGUCGUUCAUUGUUCCUUUCGUAGGAAUUUGCAAAGAUUAUUCUGUAAUUGGAGAUAAUAAUGGAUUUGUUACUGCUGUUGAAAGAGGGUCAGGAAAUGUUUUGUUUUCUGAACAAAUAUUCCAAAAUGAUUCUGUAAAGUUUGUUAGCGCUUCUUCUAAUGGAGUAAGAUUUGUUUCUAUCGCAAACAAUCCACCAACGAUUGCAUGGUUUAUUAACAAUAAAAACAAAUCUCAAAAUCACAUUUGUUUGCAGAAAACAGAGGAUAUUCCAGGAAAUGUAAGUCAAAGUGUUGCAAGCUGUGUUUGGAAUGGAGAUACAAAAGUUGUUUUCUUUGCUGCUGAUGGUUCAAAGUUAUAUGAAGCAAAAGCUCCAAAUCUUUCUUUCUUCCAAAGAAUCUUUUAA